This is a messenger RNA of Cimex lectularius (bed bug), 924 nucleotides long. Its product is annotated as thioredoxin, mitochondrial. Gene Ontology annotation, cellular component: cytoplasm. Gene Ontology annotation, molecular function: oxidoreductase activity, acting on a sulfur group of donors, disulfide as acceptor. The record is from RefSeq and is a predicted model, not a curated record. NCBI's taxonomy places the organism in Eukaryota, Metazoa, Arthropoda, Insecta, Hemiptera, Cimicidae. The transcript has 3 exons. The coding region runs from base 415 to 843 and encodes 142 amino acids.
AUGCUGAUGUAAGUGGGAUAAAAAGACUUUCAAAGGGCCGACGGGCCCGUUUCGUCUCGAAUCCAUUUAUAAAAGAAAUAAUGCCAUCGCUGAUACUUGGCGUCGGGAUAGGGACUUUUAUCGUAAUAACGCUCGUCUUGGCGUCGGUUGUCCUCUGCUGCAUAUCGCUACGGACGCAAAGCAACGUCGGGCCGAUUUUUAUCGUCUUCUCGACCGUUAUCCUCACGAUUCUUUUUGCUAUACCGAGAGGUCCCGAUAGCACUCAUGUCACCGCUCAGAAGAGUGAAUACCCACUUUUUAUCUGGCGGCUUUGCCUCCUUUGCCUUUUAGCGAUAUCAACCUUAGGGGGGGUUGUUUUCCUGAUUGCUGACUCUCUCACAUCGAUCCAUCGCCCAAAACUUUUAAAAGUCUGAAAUGGUUUUAACGACUGUUCUUCCCUCUGCUUCUACAUUCUUACGAGGGCUGAGAAGGCUGAAGAACCCGUUUCUCUCUUCUUAUCAAGUCAGGGAUAAGAGUUUUUGUAUAAAAAAUAAUGAAGAAUUUUUAAGCAAAGUGAUGAACAGCCAAAUUCCUGUAAUAGUCAACUUCCAUGCCGAAUGGUGUGAUCCCUGUCACAUCUUGACGCCAAAGCUCCGAGCACUCACCGACCAAUCAGAAGAGGUCAACCUUGCUAUUGUUGAUGUAGAAGCUAACCCUGAACUCGUUCACACUUUCGAAGUCAAAGCUGUUCCUGCAGUUCUGGCAAUAAGAAAUGGCCUUGUAGUCGACAAAUUCAUUGGCCUAGUCGAUGCAACCAUGAUCGAAAAACUCGUUAAUAGGUUAACUGGAAAAUGUAUGAAAUAAUACCAAAUGUUUAACACUUCCUAUGUAUAAACUUCAAAUCAACUGUAUAUUAAAUUGGCCAAAAAUUAUUUAACAGUCAAA